AUGAUGAGCCAUGAUGCGCUCAAACGGAGGGAUAGAAGGUCCGCGGAGCUUCUUUGUGGUUCAGUCACAGUGACCUCCAUCAAGUCAGAGGAGACGCACAGAGACAUGAGAACUGCGCCUUUCAAGGUUAAAGUCAGUGUGUGGAGAGUUACGUUGACUGUGUGCUUGAUUGUUGGAAAUGGUGAGGCGUCUCUGUGCCUCGCCUUCUUUGACGAACUGCCCAAAGGUCCAGUGUCGCGCUCUUCCUUCGUUAACAGUUUGCAGAUUGCGUGUUUUAUUUUGAAAUCUCCAGUCGACUCGGUGGUGGUCGUGGUGUUACAUCGGGCUUCACGCUCCUCGCCGCUCAGAGCUCGCUCCGCUCGUGGAGACUGCAGGAUGCCAAAAGGAGCACUCCGACCCACGGCGCCCGUUUUUCUGUCUCCCGGAGUCGUCUCUCUGCCACAGCGACUCUGA
Molecule: messenger RNA, 453 nt
Organism: Knipowitschia caucasica
Lineage: Eukaryota; Metazoa; Chordata; Actinopteri; Gobiiformes; Gobiidae
Source: the annotation of a GenBank genome assembly